CUUGCCAUGGAGGAGCUACUGAUACCCACAGAUGCCGAGGAGGCGCCCCCUGAGCCUGCCAGCUUCUCUCCAGCUGGACCUGCUAAAACCCCGCUGGAGAGAAUGAAGGACUGCAUGAAAAGCACCUUCUCAGUCAAUGUCAGGGAGUAUGUGAAGGAGUACAUCAGACGAAACGGGCUGCUGACACUCUCAGUGCUGGCUGUGAUCACAGGAUGCAUCCUGGGCUUCAUGCUGAGGAGUCUGGCCCUCUCCACACAGGCAAAAAUCUAUUUUUCCUUCCCUGGAGAGUUGCUCAUGCGAAUACUUAAAAUGCUGAUUCUCCCUCUAAUCACCUCCAGUUUGAUGUCUGGACUAUCAUCUAUGGAGUCAAAGGCCUGCUGCAGGAUGGGGGUACUGACUGUCACCUAUUACCUUUGGACCACAUUCAUCGCUGUAGUGGUCGGCAUUAUACUUGUUCUGAUCAUCAAGCCUGGCUGUGGAACAGACAUGGAGAGCCAUAGGCUAGGGGGUGGACAGGUCAUCACAUCUGCAGAUGCACUGCUGGAUCUGGUCAGAAAUAUGAUCCCUUCCAAUCUCAUUGAAGCCACAUUUCAGCAGUAUAAGACAGACCUUAUUCCUAUUGUAAAACCUCCAGUGAACACGGGACGCCCAAAUUUUGUGUACCUGAUGCCUGAUGACGACAAUCCAAAGGGUCGAAAUGUGCUGUUGGAGCUCACGCCACCUCCAGACAUUGAGUAUAAGACUCGUCCAGGCAGCAGCCAGCAGAUGAACGUACUCGGCAUCGUCAUUUUCUCAGCCACAAUGGGUCUCCUGCUAGGUAAAAUGGGCGAACGGGGAGCUCCCCUGGUGAACGUUUGCCAGUGCAUCAAUGAGUGUGUGAUGAAGAUCAUUAAUGCAGCUGUAUGGUAUUUUCCUUUUGGGAUAAUUUUUCUUGUGGCCGGGAAAAUCCUGGACAUGAGUGAUCCAUCCACACUUGGGAAGAAGCUGGGCUGGUACGGGAUAACAGUUCUGGCAGGCUUGUUUGUGCAUGGCCUCAUUUUGCUUCCCUUCUUUUAUUACAUUCUGACAUGGAAGAAUCCUUUCACAUACAUCAGAGGGCUUCUGCAAGCCAUGGUCAUCGCCCUGGCCACAUCGUCUAGUUCAGCAACGCUGCCCAUUACAAUGAAAUGUUUGCUGGAGAACUGCCAUGUGGACAGGCAGAUUGCCCGGUUUGUACUGCCGGUGGGUGCCACCAUUAAUAUGGAUGGAACUGCCCUUUAUGAAGCAGUGGCUGCUAUUUUCAUCGCCCAGGUCAAUGAGUACGAGCUGGAUUUUGGACAGCUGGUCACCAUCAGUAUAACAGCCACCGCUGCCAGCAUAGGUGCUGCUGGAAUCCCUCAGGCAGGUCUUGUAACCAUGGUGAUAGUAUUGACAUCCGUAGGGUUGCCACCAGAUGACAUCACGCUGAUUGUGGCCAUUGAUUGGAUAUUAGAUCGGUUUCGAACAAUGAUCAACGUACUAGGAGAUGCUCUGGCAGCUGGAAUCAUUGGCCACUUGUGUCGGAAAGACUUCCCACCUGACAGAACAGCCAAAGCGAAUGGAGCUUUCCAGGACAUUCAGACUGCUCGUAACAUGGAGAAUGUGCCUUUGACUGAAGUACCACUGCUGGCCGGCAAAGACUGCAUAUUCGAGGUGGUUGGGGACACUGUUUUUGAACGACCCACAGUCUACUACAAUAUAUGUCAAGUCUGAGUCAUCAGACAGUGGCCUUACAGAUAUCCAAGCCCAUCCUUUGCAGCUACAUUUCUACUAUUGUGCCAUGAAGAUGUACUGAAUGAACACUUUGGUUAAUCAAUCUCUAGGUUAUUGAUUAUAUUAACUUAUAUUGGCUGUUUUGUACAGCUGAUUACAUUUGUCAUUUUCCCUCUACAAGGGACAUACUUCUAUCUACAAGAAUAGGCUCUGAUUUGUGCCCACUUUUGUAGCCUCUUCUGCUGGAAGUCCAUAAGUGAAUGCAUGCCGGCAUGCAUUUAGGAAUUUUGUUGUUCAGUGAUUGUACAGACUGGGGUUAACAGUCAGAACAGGAACCAGGUCACAUCACUUGAACGAUCUUAAAGAGGGAGGGAAACGUUUACUGAGAGACAGUUUAAAAUGCUCAUUCAAAAGCCAAUUAUCUACCGUCACGUGCAAUGAAAAC
Messenger RNA from Myxocyprinus asiaticus (Chinese sucker), 2176 nucleotides. RefSeq names its product solute carrier family 1 member 8a (gene slc1a8a). The record is from RefSeq and is a predicted model, not a curated record. Gene Ontology annotation, molecular function: neutral L-amino acid transmembrane transporter activity; glutamate:sodium symporter activity; L-glutamate transmembrane transporter activity. Gene Ontology annotation, cellular component: plasma membrane. The transcript has 11 exons. Gene Ontology annotation, biological process: L-glutamate transmembrane transport. The coding region runs from base 7 to 1731 and encodes 574 amino acids. NCBI's taxonomy places the organism in Eukaryota, Metazoa, Chordata, Actinopteri, Cypriniformes, Catostomidae.